UUCACGAAGUCUACAGGCGAUGAGGCUGCGUGUAUGGAUGUUCCUUGACACAGAGAGAUAGAGGGAGUCCCCGGCUGAAGCGGAAAAUGGCAAUUCCCAUGCUGAGGUCUUCUUCGUCUAUUUCCACUUGCCACUCCUUCUUUCGUUCUUUCUCUUCUGCAAACAUCAAAUUAUUAGCAAAGAGGCGAAUUUCGGUCUCUUCUUGUGCUGCGUCCGAGUUGAAUCCUGAUCGGUUAGGGGAACGGAUGCCAGAGUUAUCAUUUCGUGUUGGAAGUCAUCUCGUUCCACAUCCGAGCAAGGUUGACAGAGGUGGGGAGGACGCAUUCUUAGUCAGCAGCUAUAAUGGGGGAGUUAUUGCUGUCGCUGAUGGCGUCUCUGGGUGGGCAGAACAGAAUGUGGAUCCUUCAUUGUUUUCUCGAGAGCUAAUGGCUAAUGCUUCAUAUUUAGUUGAAGAUGAAGAGGUGAAUUACGAUCCUCAAAUUCUUCUGAAGAAAGCGCAUUCUGCAACAUCUUCCAUAGGUUCAGCCACUGUAAUUGUUGCGAUGCUAGAAGGGAAUGGUGUUCUGAAGAUCGCCAAUCUUGGAGAUUGUGGACUGCGGGUUAUUCGUAGAGGUCAAAUCAUAUUUUCCACAUCUCCACAAGAACAUUAUUUUGAUUGCCCGUACCAAUUGAGCUCAGAGGUAGCUGGUCAAACAUACCUAGAUGCCAUGAUUAGCAGCAUCCAGUUAUUGGAAGGAGACACUGUUGUGAUGGGCUCUGACGGGCUUUUUGAUAAUGUUUUCAACCAUGAAAUAACUUCAACAUUGGCCAGAUACGGUGAUAUUGCUGAAGCCGCGAAGGCAUUAGCUAACCUGGCUCACAAUCAUUCGACGGAUUCCAAAUAUGAUUCACCUUAUUCCCUGGAGGCUAGAACCAUGGGUUAUGAUGUUCCUUGGUGGAAAAAAAUGCUAGGGAUGAAGCUCACAGGUGGAAAGCUUGAUGAUAUCACCGUGAUUGUUGGCCAGGUAGUGGGCUCAUCAAACACUAGCAUCUGUUAGAUGUACCAGUUUGUGAGCUUGUGAAACAUUUGAAUUGGGUCUGUUAGGUUUCGCCAGGCGUCUCAUAAGUUGGAGUCUUUACCUGCCUUUACAAGAUCCUUUUUGUUCUUUUCUGGUGACUUCGUCCUGUAAAUUAGGAAGAUCAUUCAAUGGUUACGACGACACUAAAAGUGCAAUCCGCGUAUGGAUCAUGAACAGAAUAAAAUGAUUUUCUUACAAUAUCAUUCAUUGAAAAACACAAGUAUUUCUGAAUA
Molecule: messenger RNA, 1291 nt
Organism: Diospyros lotus (date-plum)
Lineage: Eukaryota; Viridiplantae; Streptophyta; Magnoliopsida; Ericales; Ebenaceae
Product: probable protein phosphatase 2C 26
Exons: 11
Coding region: 87-1037 (316 amino acids)
Source: RefSeq, a predicted model, not a curated record